Molecule: messenger RNA, 692 nt
Organism: Telopea speciosissima
Lineage: Eukaryota; Viridiplantae; Streptophyta; Magnoliopsida; Proteales; Proteaceae
Product: NAD(P)H-quinone oxidoreductase subunit L, chloroplastic
Exons: 5
Coding region: 29-556 (175 amino acids)
Molecular function (GO): oxidoreductase activity, acting on NAD(P)H, quinone or similar compound as acceptor
Source: RefSeq, a predicted model, not a curated record
AACAUAGAGAGACAGAGAGAGCUCUGAAAUGAGUUGUUCUUUGAGCUUCCCAACUCCUAGAGCAUCCCCUCUCUGCUUCUCAUCACAUUUCAGACAGUCUUCUCUCUCCAUCACACACCAACCCAAUGACAAGAAGAAACCCAAGCAGGUACUAUGUUGCAUUUGCGAAAAGCCGGUUAACUCUUCAAACCUCCAUAAAUCUGGUUUAGCAGUCCAAAUUGGAGCUCUUUUGGCCACUAUCGACCAACCGGCAUUUGCAGUAACUGGCGUCAAUAAUGAGGAAGAUCUUACAUGGAAACUAAUACAAAUAGGAAUAAUUGCAUUUUGGUACUUCCUCAUCAUGCCGCCAAUCAUCAUGAAUUGGCUUCGGCUCAGAUGGUACAAGCGCAACCUCUUAGAGAUGUAUGUGCAGUUCUUGUUUGUCUUCAUGUUCUUUCCAGGCGUGCUGCUUUGGGCACCAUUUAUCAAUUUCAGGCGACUCCCACAAGAUCCAUCCAUGAAGUACCCUUGGUCUACCCCUCAAGACACUUCAUUUAAUGAUCCAAAAUCACUGUGAGGAAAAAUUGAACUACUUAACCUGAGCAGCAUUUCACUGUACAAUAUGACAUAUAUAGAAGGUCCUGAAAUUAUCUGUAAUGGUAUUUUGAGUAUUUUUUGCAUCUUGUAUAUAUAAUUGAUCUGUUACUGAACAC